Messenger RNA from Microsporum canis CBS 113480, 3669 nucleotides. Its product is annotated as type I inositol-1,4,5-trisphosphate 5-phosphatase 2. Gene Ontology annotation, biological process: phosphatidylinositol dephosphorylation. The transcript has 6 exons. Bases 1 to 3669 code for a protein of 1222 amino acids. NCBI's taxonomy places the organism in Eukaryota, Fungi, Ascomycota, Eurotiomycetes, Onygenales, Arthrodermataceae. Gene Ontology annotation, molecular function: phosphatidylinositol-4,5-bisphosphate 5-phosphatase activity; protein binding. The record is from RefSeq and is a predicted model, not a curated record.
AUGGAUGCAAACGAGGAAGAUAGAACGGACCAGCAGCCUAUUAGACCUGUUUCGUCGCUGCUAUCCCACUUUGAGAAUCUCUCCCAUACUAAGCGUGAAGCUCAAGAAGGGUCAGGAUCGCUGUUGAAAGCACCAACAAUAGCGGAUAAUGUGACAGCAGGCCGAGUUUCGUUAGAUCUACCUCGAUCAAACUCGCCAUGGGGGAGUUCUCAGCGGCUCAAUCAAGGCUUUCUGCGGCCUCAACAGACCGGGGACUCGCCUACCCAGCGUCGUCAGCCACGUCCAUUAUCUAUGAAUUUACAGUCCACGUCUCCCGGACGGUCGGUAUAUACUGUGGAAUCGCCUAGACCUCCUCCGCAACCGACCUUCUCAUACAGCCAGAGCCUUCCACAGACACAGGGCCACGCACCCCACACCGGACAUAUUCCUAACGGCCACUCGGCAUCGAAUGAGCCCUCUAGCAGCCCUCCAUCUUCCUCGCGCACCUCUACUCGCCCCACAACACCUCUCAAUGACCAUUCCCAUACCGUAUCGAUAGAUAUCCGGCGUACAACUCCUGUGAGUCAGCGCAUUGGAAAGAGCGCUUCUGUUCCCCCACCUGUGAAUAGGGCGGAAAAACCCAAGAUACCUCUUCGAAAGCCAGGCAUCUCAACCGGCCAUAAUGUCACAACUUCAAAUACCCUUACUCCGUCGUUCUCAGUACAACAUACGUCGAUGGAAGAUAGGAUAUCACCCUUUAGUACCCCUCCCAGUAGUCCUGAGAAGAUAUCUGGUACAUCAAAGCUCAAUGGGACCCCAGAGCCAAUUAGUCUGAGUGAUUUUCAUGCCCCAAGUCGACUACAGCAAACACAGCCAGGCUCCCGCCCUCAACCGGGACCCGUUACUCGUGAAGGGCCACCGGUCUCAAGAUCGACAAAACAGAGUAAUUUAAUCAGCAACACUGCUCCUAACGCUAUACCCCCGCGUCCUCCGCCGAUAACGCGCGCGAAAACUGUGAUUGUACCGCCCAAUACACAAACAUCUAGUCGACAAGGCGACAGCGAUCAAGAGGUUAGACUGAAUGCGCCGGUACGACGACCGUCGCCGGCACCGCCACGUAGGUUGGAAACAUCGAGGGUUGGUCUCAGCCCGCAUAGGGAUGAGCUACCCAGUCCUCAGAGAGUAGUAUCUGCCAUAGACCCACAAACACCAAACGUUUAUAAACUACCACCUCGAUCAUUAAGCAUAAAACAACCUAAACCAGCACCUCCUCCACCUCCUCCGCCUCGAAGAGAAACAAGUAACUUAACCACCAAAACGACUCAACAUACAGGCCGGCCUCCACCCCCACCUUCGAAUCCUCCAGUGCGCCAGCGUCCUCCACCGACUGCUCUUACCAACGAUCAAGAUGCAAUUAAGUCCCUAGAGCAGCUCACACGCUCAGUUCAUCGUACUAAACCUGUCGUUGUUACUGAUACGGAUAUCCACCCGGAUGCUACCCACACAAACCGUCGUCCACCUUCUUUCAGGUCAGGGGUGUCAGAUGUUUACACUAAAUAUGAUACUCGCGUAUUCGAUGUGUGUGGACAAUACGUAUGUACAACAGGCUUUUUUACCAGAGUUUGGGAUCUUGUGACCGGGGAGAUGAUCAUGAGUUUAAACCACGGUGAGACAGUAAAGGGUUCUGCUAUUGCAUUCAAACCAGGCAGAAGUGUCGAUGAAGAAGGUGCAAUAAUCUGGAUUGGUACUACUGCCGGCGAGUUACAAGAAGUCGACAUUAGAACCCAAUCUAUCAUCAACACUCGGCCUGCUCACUCUCGCCGAGAAAUCAUCAGGAUAUAUAGAUAUCAAAAGGAGCUCUGGUCUUUAGACGACGAAGGAAAACUCUUAGUAUGGGCUCCAGACGAGUCAGGCUCGCCGAACCUUCAAUACAGUUACAACCAUCCGUAUGACCGCAUGGCCAAGGGGCAUACCUUUUCAAUGGUUGUUGGUAACACAAUCUGGUAUGCUACCGGUAAGGAAGUACGGCUUUACCAACCUCAUGCCCAAGACACUGCCUUCCAAGUCCUCAAGUCACCUCUAGGUAAAAACCACUCCAGUGAAGUGACUUGUGGGACGAUGUCAAUGACCAACGGGGGUAUGGUAUACCUGGGUCAUGCAGAUGGCAAAGUAACCAUAUACAGCUGUAAGGAUUACUCUUACCUUGGAACUGUCACCAUCAGCAUGUACAAGAUCAGUUCCUUAACGGCUGCUGGAGACUAUCUAUGGGCAAGCUACAAGACUGGCAUGAUUUAUGUGUACGAUACGUCAACAAACCCGUGGACCGUCAAAAAGGACUGGAAUGCUCAUAGCCAUGGAGUUUGUGGGAUGAUGCUCGACCUAAGCUCUGUGUGGACCGUCAAUAAACUUCAAGUCGUGUCUCUUGGUGUGGACAAUUAUAUCCGUGUUUGGGAUGCUAUGCUUGAGGAAGACUGGCUCGAGGCAAAGAUGCAAAGCAAGGAUGUCGAAUACUGUAAAUUCAGUGAAAUUUCUGCGGCUAUCGUCACAUGGAAUGCUGGUGCAACGGUUCCUGGCAAACUACCAAAUAGCAAUUUUAUUAGAGAUGCUAUCCACCCCGAGAGCGCUCCAGAUAUUUUGGUAUUCGGCUUCCAAGAGCUUGUGGACCUGGAAGAUAAGAAAAUCACAGCAAAGAGCUUCCUCAAAGGAAAAAAGAAGGAUGCAGACAAAGAGACAAUGAGCCGGCAAUAUCGCGUCUGGAAGGAUUAUCUUGCACUAUGCAUUCGAGAACAUAUGCCAAAUGGCGAGUCCUAUGUCCUACUACACACCGCAAGCCUUAUAGGUUUGUUUACCUGUGUAUUCGUAAGGCAAGAUACGCGCGAACGGAUCUCAAAUGUCAGUGCAGCGGAGGUUAAACGGGGAAUGGGUGGUCUUCAUGGAAAUAAGGGCGCGCUCAUUCUUCGGUUCUUUAUGGAUGACAGUUCUCUCUGCUUUGUCAACUGUCAUUUAGCUGCGGGUCAAAGCCAAACAGCAAACAGAAACAAUGAUAUUGCCGCAAUUAUGGAAAGUGAGGCGCUUCCCAAAGAACCUAGCCUGUCAGCUCGAAUCGACCGGUUCGCCGGUGGCGGAGAUGGAUCUAUGAUUCUCGAUCAUGAGAUUUGCAUCUUAAACGGGGAUCUCAAUUAUCGCAUUGACUCGAUACCGCGAAACACAGUGAUUGAAGCUGUGAAGGCUAAUAAUCUUCCCAAACUCCUAGAUAGGGAUCAACUUUUAGCUUCAAAGCGCAAGAAUCCUGGGUUCCGGCUUCGCACGUUCAAUGAAGCCCCUAUCACCUUCGCACCAACGUAUAAAUACGACGUGGGAACCGAUAAUUAUGAUUCUAGCGAGAAAAAACGAGCACCUGCCUGGUGUGAUCGGCUUUUGUACCGUGGAUUCGGCCGUAUUAAGCAGUUGGAGUAUAGACGACAUGAAGUUCGCGUGUCCGACCACAGGCCUGUUAGCGGCACUUUCAAGAUGAGAGUCAAAUCUAUAAUCCCGAAUAAGCGAACAGCAAUAUGGGAAGAUUGCCAGGCAGAGUUUCUUUCUGAGAAACAACGCUUGGCUACAGAAGCUAGCGUUUCAUACCUUGUCCGUUUCCUAGGGCUGAGUCCAAAAGAAGCUUAUGCUUUGAUAACCUCGCCAGCCGGAGCAUGA